Messenger RNA from Colletotrichum truncatum, 429 nucleotides. RefSeq names its product mitochondrial 54S ribosomal protein mL49. Gene Ontology annotation, cellular component: ribosome; mitochondrial large ribosomal subunit. Gene Ontology annotation, biological process: translation. Lineage: Eukaryota; Fungi; Ascomycota; Sordariomycetes; Glomerellales; Glomerellaceae. The record is from RefSeq and is a predicted model, not a curated record. Gene Ontology annotation, molecular function: structural constituent of ribosome.
AUGCGCUCAGCACUCACGAGAACCGCCCUCGCCAGGCCGGUCACUUCUCUCCUCCUCCUCCCCCGACAGACAGCCUUCCUCCCCACGAUACGAUUCUCCUCCACCGAGACCUCCCCCGCGACGGAGACAUCCAAGACGAGAUCCUACACAGUCGGCCUGACAAACUCAAACUCUUACCCGGUGUACAAGCACGACAAGGCCGCGGGAUCCUCCAAAUUCACCAUUGUCAAGAAGAUUGAGGGAAACAACAAGGCUCUGGUCCAGGACCUCGUGCAGGAACUCGGCGUGCCCAAGGAGAACGUCAAGAUCAACCCCGUGACGAAACAUAUUGAAAUCAAGGCGCGUUUCCAUACUUCUUCUUCUUCUCCCGAACACAUAAGCCUAAAUCUAUAUCCCCCCUUCUCCAAACCAGUCAUUCGUAAAAAUUAA